Messenger RNA from Strongyloides ratti, 1542 nucleotides. Its product is annotated as Dihydrolipoyl dehydrogenase. The coding region runs from base 1 to 1542 and encodes 513 amino acids. The transcript is spliced from 3 exons. Lineage: Eukaryota; Metazoa; Nematoda; Chromadorea; Rhabditida; Strongyloididae. Gene Ontology annotation, molecular function: dihydrolipoyl dehydrogenase (NADH) activity; flavin adenine dinucleotide binding. Gene Ontology annotation, cellular component: oxoglutarate dehydrogenase complex; mitochondrion. The record is from RefSeq and is a predicted model, not a curated record.
AUGUCUCCAAUUGGUAUAGUUCCACUACCAAUAUAUAAUUGUAGUAUGGCUUUAUCAAGAUUAUCUUCAGCUAGAAUUUUCUCUUUACAAACACAAAGUCUUAUCAAUGGAGCACGUUUUUGCUCUUCAAAACCAGAUGCUGACUUGGUUGUUAUUGGUGGUGGUCCAGGAGGUUAUGUUGCUGCUAUUAAAGCUGCCCAACUUGGAAUGAAAACUAUUUGUGUUGAGAAAGAUUCAACACUUGGUGGUACAUGUUUAAAUGUUGGUUGUAUUCCUUCAAAGUCCCUUCUUAAUAAUUCUCAUUAUUAUCAUAUGGCUAAGCAUGGAGAAUUAACUGCAAGAGGUAUUGAAUGUAGUGCUACUCUUAACUUGGAUAAAAUGAUGGCAGCUAAAGCUAAUUCUGUCAAAGCACUCACUAGUGGUAUUGCUAUGCUUUUCAAAGCAAACAAAGUUGGUCACAUUCAAGGACACGGUACAAUUGUUGGACCAAAUCAAGUAAGUGUUAAAAAAAGUGAUGGUUCUACACAAGUUGUUAGCACUAGAAAUAUUCUUGUUGCUACUGGUAGUGAAGUUACUCCAUUUAAUGGAAUACAAAUUGAUGAAGAAAACAUUGUUUCAUCUACUGGAGCUUUAUCUUUAAAAAAAGUACCAAAAAAGAUGGUUGUUAUUGGAGCUGGUGUUAUUGGGCUUGAACUUGGAUCUGUUUGGCAAAGACUUGGAGCUGAAGUUACAGCUGUUGAAUUUUUAGGACAUGUUGGUGGAAUGGGAAUUGAUAUGGAAGUAUCAAAGAAUUUCCAAAAAAUUUUAGGAAAACAAGGGUUUAAAUUUCUUCUUAAUACUAAAGUUAUGGGAGCUAAAAAAAAUGGUGAAAAUAUAUCUGUUGAAGUUGAAGGAGCUAAAGAUGGUAAAAAACAAACACUUGAUUGUGAUACACUUUUAGUAUGUAUUGGAAGAAGACCAUAUACAAAAAAUCUCGGAUUAGAAAGUGUUGGAUUAAAAGUUGACAGUAAAGGAAGAAUACCUGUAAAUGAACGUUUCCAAACAUCAGUUAAAUCUAUCUUUGCUAUUGGUGAUGUUAUUGAUGGACCAAUGCUUGCACAUAAAGCUGAAGAUGAAGGAAUUCUUGCUGUUGGUGGAAUGUGUGGUGGAGAUACACAUCUUGAUUAUAAUUGUAUUCCAUCAGUUGUAUAUACUCAUCCAGAAGUUUCAUGGGUUGGUAAAAGUGAAGAAGAUCUUAAGAAAGCUAAUGUUGCAUACACAGUUGGUAAAUUCCCAUUCGUUGCUAAUUCAAGAGCUAAAACAAAUAAUGAUCAAGAUGGUUUUGUUAAAGUUUUAUCAGACAAAGCAACAGAUAAACUUCUUGGAGUACAUAUUAUUGGACCAAAUGCUGGUGAAAUGAUUGCUGAGGCAACGCUUGCCUUAGAGUAUGGUGCAUCAUGUGAAGAUAUUGCUCGUGUUUGUCAUCCACAUCCAACCCUCUCAGAAGCUUUCCGUGAAGCAAAUCUUGCUGCUUUUUGCGGAAAACCAAUUAACAGUUUGUAG